GUCAUCCCUAGUCUCUUCGGCGGGACUGUGAUGGCCGGAGAGAUGACGAUCUUAGGUUCAGCUGUUUUGACUCUCCUGUUGGCUGGCUAUUUGGCACAACAGUAUUUACCUUUGCCUACUCCUAAAGUGCUUGGAAUUGACCUUGGCACCACUUAUUGUUCCGUUGGGGUGUUUUUUCCUGGCACAGGAAAAGUAAAGGUGAUUCCGGAUGAAAACGGGCAUAUCAGCAUACCCAGUAUGGUGUCCUUUACAGAUGAUGAUGUGUAUGUGGGAUAUGAAAGCUUAGAGCUGGCAGAUUCAAAUCCUCAAAACACAAUAUAUGAUGCCAAAAGGUUCAUAGGCAAGGUUUUUACUCCAGAAGAGCUGGAGGCUGAAAUUGGCAGAUACCCAUUUAAGGUUUUAAACAAAAAUGGAAUGGCUGAAUUUUCUGUGUCAAGUAAUGAGACCGUCACUGUUUCCCCCGAAUAUGUUGGCUCUCGACUGUUGUUGAGGUUAAAGGAAAUGGCAGAGGAAUAUCUUGGAAUGCCAGUUAUCAAUGCUGUCAUUUCCGUACCAGCAGAAUUUGAUCUAAAACAGAGAAAUGCAACAAUUGAAGCUGCUAACCUUGCAGGAUUGAAGAUCUUGAGAGUCAUAAAUGAACCCACAGCAGCAGCUAUGGCCUAUGGUCUCCACAAGGCUGAUGUCUUCCAUGUCUUAGUGAUAGACUUGGGUGGAGGAACUCUAGAUGUGUCGUUACUGAAUAAACAAGGAGGAAUGUUUGUAACCCAAGCAAUGUCUGGAAACAAUAAACUUGGAGGACAGGACUUCAAUCAGAGAUUGCUUCAGUACUUAUAUAAACAGAUCUAUCAAACAUAUGGCUUUCUCCCCUCUAGGAAAGAGGAAAUCCACAGAUUAAGACAAGCUGUGGAAAUGGUCAAAUUAAAUCUGACUCUUCAUCACUCUGCUCAGCUGUCAGUAUUACUAACGAUAGAGGAAAAGGACAGGAAGCAACCUCAGAGUGGUGACAAUGAACUGCCAAAGGACAGACUUUCCCCAGCAGAUGGCCACAAUGUGAAUGGUGUGUUUGGACCUGGCCUUUCUGAAAAGAAAAGUGGAGAACAGCAAGUUUUAUUUGAGACAGAAAUAUCACGAAAACUCUUUGACACCCUUAAUGAAGAUCUCUUCCAGAAAAUACUUGUACCCAUUCAGCAAGUAUUAACAGAAGGCCACCUAGAAAAGACCGAGAUUGAUGAGGUGGUUUUAGUUGGGGGCUCUACUCGUAUUCCUCGAAUCCGCCAAGUCAUUCAGGAGUUCUUUGGAAAGGAUCCCAACACAUCUGUGGACCCUGACCUAGCAGUGGUGACAGGAGUGGCUAUCCAAGCAGGGAUUGAUGGAGGCUCUUGGCCUCUCCAAGUUAGUGCUUUAGAAAUUCCCAGUAAACAUUUACAAAAAACCAACUUCAACUGAAUUUUGGAGGAGUGUUUAUUAUUUGUGAUCUUGUCUGAUGGUCUUCUGCCCUUUAUCAGACCACCUCGUCCAAAAAGAAAGUCUCUAUCUAAAAUAUCCCACAGAUUUAUCUAGAAGGCAACAUUUAGAUACAGGAAAAUUUUACAUAGCAUUUUGUUUUAGGAUUGGAUGUGACCAGAUUGAUCCUAUUUAAUUUUGGAGAGAUUCAAUUCCAACAAAUUCUAAAAUGAUAAAAUUGAGGUAAAAUUCUCUUAGGAGCAUGGGUGACUAUAUUUUGUGGAUUCUGGAAGUAGAGGAUCAUAUGCACUUGACAUUAUAUUCUGUAAUCAUUAAAUAGUGCCAAUUAUAACAUUCCCAGUUCUUACUAUACUGUAUUAGGAGAAGCUGAUAAUUUCUUUACUUGGUUUUCACAUGUAACUUAAUUUGGACUAUACUUGAAGGACAGUGUUGGUGUCAGGUAUUUACAUGGGCUGGGAGAUAGCAGUAUUAUUAAUAUAAGCUGCAAUACAUAAUAUUCAGUAACUGCCAUAAUAAAUUUUCUUUCACAGUUUCAACAUCCUGUUACGUGUCAUUCUCAUAAUCUGCAUUCUUCAGAUUUUUUUUAUGUAUUAGUAGGUCAACUUAUUUUCUUUCUAGAAUCACUACAGGUUUAUUGAAAUGUUUCAAUGCCAGACAGAAAUACCCAGUUUAUAUUCAGUUCUUUAUUUCCUAUGCAUCACUUUCUGCUUGGAUUUCCACGAUUCUGCCUACUUAGAAAACAAUAGGGAAUUAAUUAAUUAAUUAUUAAUUAAUUGCAUUUUUAAAUGUGUUAAUGUCAAAAUAAACUCAUCAUUACCAUCUCAUUUUUGGUAUCCCAGGCCUUUACAGACAUUGGUAAAGAGUAUUAAUUUUCUACUUUAUAUGUUUUACUUGUUUGUUACUUUGUUUAUAUUUUCAGUAAGCCCUGGGGAACAUAGAUUGCAUUUGAGCUGUCAAAUGGUAUCUGAUUCAGUUUUACUGAGAUGUUUCUCCAUAUUUAGUUUCAAAUAAGGAAAAUGUACUCAAUUGUGAAAGCCCAGUUGUUUCCUCUUAUGAUUUUUAAACACACUUAGACUGUUUUCAGUCAUAAGUUUAGUAUGUGUUGAGAGCAAAAAUUGGUGAAUACUGGAAGUAAUUUGUAAAUCUAGUGUGGAAAGCAUUGUGAAAAAAUUUCCACAAAUCGGCAUUUGUAGCAGUUGUGUGUUU
Galeopterus variegatus (Sunda flying lemur) is the source of this 2670-nucleotide messenger RNA. RefSeq names its product heat shock protein 70kDa family, member 13 (gene HSPA13). Gene Ontology annotation, biological process: protein refolding; vesicle-mediated transport; cellular response to unfolded protein. Lineage: Eukaryota; Metazoa; Chordata; Mammalia; Dermoptera; Cynocephalidae. The coding region runs from base 31 to 1446 and encodes 471 amino acids. The transcript is spliced from 5 exons. The record is from RefSeq and is a predicted model, not a curated record. Gene Ontology annotation, cellular component: nucleus; plasma membrane; cytoplasm. Gene Ontology annotation, molecular function: heat shock protein binding; ATP-dependent protein folding chaperone; misfolded protein binding.